AUGGCGGCGACUGGAGGACCUAGGGACAAAAUAGUUUCACUAGAUAGAAUUGAAUCUAGCAUUUUUGCUGCCAUUAAUAGUGCAGGUCAUGCUAUUCAAGAAUUAUCUAAAGACAAACCAGUGUCAAAACAAACAGAACAGCACACCACAGCCUUCUUAAAAACAUUACAAGACAUAGAAACUGGUCUUUCUCAACAAAUAAAUUAUUUAACACAAGUCUCUACUGGUCAGCCUCAUGAAGGUUCGUGUUAUGCUGCACAAAAAGAUCUCCAAAUGGCCUUUCAUAGAAUAGAACAUGUGAAAAGUCGAUUAACAGAAUUAGAUAAAUUGAAAAAUGAACAUUUACAUUUAAGACAAGCUCAGGCUCAGGGUAUGAUAAGAAGUUAUUCAUUGCCAGAACAACCUCAUUGA
This is a messenger RNA of Lottia gigantea (owl limpet), 411 nucleotides long. RefSeq lists its product as hypothetical. Gene Ontology annotation, molecular function: transcription coregulator activity. The record is from RefSeq and is a predicted model, not a curated record. Gene Ontology annotation, biological process: regulation of transcription by RNA polymerase II. Bases 1 to 411 code for a protein of 136 amino acids. Gene Ontology annotation, cellular component: mediator complex. The transcript has 3 exons. Lineage: Eukaryota; Metazoa; Mollusca; Gastropoda; Lottiidae.